Molecule: messenger RNA, 534 nt
Organism: Fragaria vesca subsp. vesca
Lineage: Eukaryota; Viridiplantae; Streptophyta; Magnoliopsida; Rosales; Rosaceae
Exons: 1
Coding region: 1-534 (177 amino acids)
Source: RefSeq, a predicted model, not a curated record
AUGGCGAGGCACAUUCGGAUUCUUUUGACAGAUGAUUCUAGUCUUUGGUCUUCUUGGAUCAAAGUUAAUUUCUUGAGAGAUAAAAGCUUUUGGAUGGUGUCUACACCCCAAAUUUGCUCCUGGAAUUGGAGGAAGUUGUUGAAGAUUCGUGAUUUUAUUCGUCCUUCUAUUAAGCAUAUUAUUGGUGAUGGAAAGUCUACUUAUUUUUGGCAUGAUUAUUGGCACCCUUUUGGCCCUUUGCUGCCUAGGUUGGGGCCUGGUGCUAUGAUUAAUUCUGGUAUUCCUUCCAAUGCCUUGGUUAGUUCUAUUGUGAAGGGUGAGUCUUGGUGUUGGCCUCUUUCUACUAAUUCUGCCAUUCUUAGAGUUGCAAGUAAUGUAGAAGGUCUUAUUCCAAAUUCAAGUUGCAAGGAUUCUUGUAUUUGGUUACCUUCUACUUCUGGAAUUUUCUCUACAGCUUCUACGAUGGAUCAGAUUUGGAUUCAUCAUCCUGUUGUUGAUUGGGCAAAGAUUGUGUUGCUAGAAAGUGGAGCUUAG